UAUACACUCGGACGAUGCACAACACGAGGCUGCUGGACAGGGCGGCGAAAGAGCUGCGUGCACAACGGCAUACCGGCCAUUAUGAAGCGCGCAGGAGGCACGACGGAGAGCGCGUUGCACGAUCUCAGACGGGUGAUCCGACGCAGGCCGGAUGACAUGCUGCUUGACGUGAAGCAAUGCAGCGGUCGUCGAAUGAGCAGAAGCGGCGACGCGCAGUUGCUUUUUGCCUUCCACCAGGCUCGCCGCGCGCAGGCUCGUCGAGAAACAGGGCGAGCAUAUUGGGGGCUCCGUCCGGGUUUUCGAAAAGUGAGGCUGCCGAUAUGCGGCGGCCGCCAGCCAAUCUCGCUUCCCACUGCUGCACGCUCAGCGCAUUCGAGGCCUCCCCCUACAAUCCCUCUCAGACGCGUGCGACGGCGGCUGCGGUGGGCCCGGUGCCAGCCGCCGCAUCUCGCGAUGAGGGCAGCGCGGCGCCGCGGCGGUGUGACGGACGGCUGGGAAGGCCUGCGCUGUCGCUUCACAAUCAGCGCGUGUCGCCGGCGAGCAUCCGUCGCCAGCGCCCCAAGCCAUCACCCGUCGGUGGCGAUCAGCCUCCGUUCCCAAUCCAUUGCUGCAGAUGCAAGAGAUGUGGUCAGGGCAUACACAAGACCUUUUAAACCAAAUAUGCAAGGACCCCGUCCUCCCUUUCCGACCACCGCCCUCCCUCACACCGUCCGCACUCCCUCACCCUCCCUAACAUUGCACAAGCCAGACACACAGGACCGAGUCAGCGCUGCUGCUGUUUGAAUUCCGCAACGCGUCUCACCUUGCCUCCGCCCGCCUCCUAGAAUAAGAGUCUAGUAUUCCUCCCUGAUCUCGCGCCCCAGACGUCCCGUCGGCCGUGUAGGCACAUGAGAACUGUCUAU
Trematosphaeria pertusa is the source of this 902-nucleotide messenger RNA. RefSeq lists its product as uncharacterized. The transcript has 3 exons. The record is from RefSeq and is a predicted model, not a curated record. The coding region runs from base 82 to 783 and encodes 233 amino acids. NCBI's taxonomy places the organism in Eukaryota, Fungi, Ascomycota, Dothideomycetes, Pleosporales, Trematosphaeriaceae.